This is a messenger RNA of Macrosiphum euphorbiae (potato aphid), 219 nucleotides long. NCBI's taxonomy places the organism in Eukaryota, Metazoa, Arthropoda, Insecta, Hemiptera, Aphididae. The record is from the annotation of a GenBank genome assembly.
AUGGCCUCAACGCCUUGGUUCAGGUUGCCGGCGACGUUCUGGAUAUUAGGCGCGUUUCCUUCGGCGGCCAUGACGGUUAACACGGAACAAGAUCACCACUCGUACGACGGGUACGUGCACUACGAUGACGCGUGUAUUGCGAAAACGUGCGGAAACACUCAGCGCGGAAACGGCGGUUACGAAUUCGUGCGUGUACGCAAAGGAAAACUUUGCACUUGA